CCCCUGCAGGACGAGGAGGCUCUCGAGGAGCUCCAGGAGGAGGAGGUCGAGGAUCCAGAGAGGACUUCGAUAAUCAGGACGGAGGUUUCAGAGGAGAUGACGACUUCAUGGGUGGGCGGAGUCGGGGUACCGGUCGCCCCGGUGACAGGAGGGGGGCCCCGGGGGGUCCUGGUGGUCCUGGGGGGCCAGCUCGCUUCAGAGAGGGAGCUCCCCCCCGCGGAGGAGGAGGAGGGCCGGACCCAGACUUCAGGGAACCGUCUGAAGAGGAGCGAGCACAGCGCCCUCGGCUGCAGCUGAAGCCUCGCACCGUCGGCGUGCCGCUGAACCAGGUCGCCAACCCCGAGUCGGCCAUCUUUGGAGGAGCGAAGCCGCGAGAGGAGGUGAUGCCCAAAGACAUCCAAUAAAAGAGACUGAGGGUUGGGGGAGACAGAGAACUUUAACACGGGGGAAAGAUAAACGCCGAGUUAGCAUUCCUUCCUCCUCUUCCUCCUCUUCUUCUUCUUCACUGAUGAAUUAUAAUAACCCUAAACACAGCAAGCAGCUCGUGAUGCAUGUCUGAACUUUGUGUUUUUCUGCCCCCUCGCCACCGCUUACUGUGAUGUCACGUCCUGUGGCCCCGCCCACUUUUUCUCCCCGAAGGCGUUUAAUCCGUAGUUAUUUCGCUCACCUUCUUCUGGACGCUUCCUUUUCGUCUUCCUGUCGUCACAGGCGGGCGGGGUUUAAUUGGCAUCGGGACAGAAUCCAUGAUUGAGUUUUCAGAAAAAGACAAUUAAUAUUAUUAGUAUGAUACCGUUAGUGAUUAAGAAACGUUUUUAGUUUUUACACCAAGGCCUGUUCCUGUUUUAACUUAACAACACCAUGAAGUACACUUAUAGGGUCAACAUACGGUUAAAUCAGUUGCAUUUAUUUGUUUGUUUAAGUAGGAUGGUUCACAUCUUUCUGGAGAACAACAUGUAGUUUAGAUCGAUGAUGUGCUGAAAUGUAACGCCAGAUAUUCGGACACCUCAACUAAAGCUUUUGAAUGUAAGAGAAAUGUAAAAUAUUUCGUCUGUCAGGGAAUGUUUUAUUAUGUCCCACACACCCUGAAGGCAGCGCAGGUUAAAGGUAGCAGCGAGGGGGCGUGGCCUGCAGUUACGACUCCUCUGAUCAGUCAACACUAAAAUGGAUGAAUGCUUCUUUCUUUGCUUUUUCUAAUCAACCCCCGAUUUGUAUUUCUUCCCCCUUUAAACAUGUUUUGCUUUUUUACUCAGACAAAACUUAGCGACUUUAAAGCAAAACAAAUGUUUCUUUAAUCAUUAAUUUAUGUGUUUAUCUAUCUUAAUGUGCACCUUUUUAAUUAACCUGGUUCACUGCUAACAAAAUAAACGUUUUAGCUGUGAUUUAAUUGCGA
Notothenia coriiceps (black rockcod) is the source of this 1390-nucleotide messenger RNA. Its product is annotated as eukaryotic translation initiation factor 4h. NCBI's taxonomy places the organism in Eukaryota, Metazoa, Chordata, Actinopteri, Perciformes, Nototheniidae. Bases 108 to 404 code for a protein of 98 amino acids. The transcript is spliced from 3 exons. The record is from RefSeq and is a predicted model, not a curated record.